Colletotrichum navitas is the source of this 808-nucleotide messenger RNA. RefSeq lists its product as uncharacterized. NCBI's taxonomy places the organism in Eukaryota, Fungi, Ascomycota, Sordariomycetes, Glomerellales, Glomerellaceae. The coding region runs from base 238 to 699 and encodes 153 amino acids. The transcript has a single exon. The record is from RefSeq and is a predicted model, not a curated record.
AUUUAUUUAUUUGGCUUGGGGUGAGAGAGGGUGGGCGUCAAGACCACCCAGCCACAACUGUUCAAUGAUAUGAAUGCCGAGGCAAGCGAGCGAAAAUUGCUUUCUUAGACGGACUGAUGAGCAUACCAUGGCCUAAUUUAUCAGGCGAUUAUGAACGUCUGGACGAUCCAUUGAAUACAAAUUCUCCAUUAAUCACAAAGCAUCCUGCUCACACAGGUAGUGUCUGGCAAGAGAGAUAUGUCCCCUGUCUAUUUCAGUGCGAGGAAACGAUUCUGCUUCGGCAACUCGGCUUGUUUGGGUCACACACACACACACACACACACACACACACACACACACACACACACACACACACACAGACGACAACUACCAUUUCCCAGUAGCUGUCCUUGUCACUGCAGAAUUGACUCGUUCCUAUGUACGGCCCGCAUCUGCCGUUGUUCCCAUUUACAAAUUAGAGAGUGUGUGACACGCACACGCCAUAUGCUUGGCUCACAAGAGUCGGAAUAUGUCACUCCCCCCCCCCCCACACAGUCCUCCACGGACGCGCACACCAACCCUCCCCCCUUCUAUCUCUCUCUCCGUGGCCUUCCGAGGGAAGGCUCGCAGUUUGCUCCAAGUCUCCAAUCUCCAAGUCUCCAACUGCACGUAAUCGACCCCAAGACGAUCACCGAGGCGCUAACCCCCUCACACCCUUGACUAGUGACGUACACACAAUCUCAAUCUAUCCAAGCACGCGGGGGACAGUAUCGAUACGCGAGUCAGUCGAGGCAGCCGAUCCGGCUCAGUAGACACGACAAUCCUACGC